Messenger RNA from Chaetomium fimeti, 1820 nucleotides. Its product is annotated as beta-lactamase/transpeptidase-like protein. The coding region runs from base 208 to 1428 and encodes 406 amino acids. The transcript has 3 exons. Lineage: Eukaryota; Fungi; Ascomycota; Sordariomycetes; Sordariales; Chaetomiaceae. The record is from RefSeq and is a predicted model, not a curated record.
GGGUUGGCGGGAUGUUGUGGUAUAUUAUUUUGGUCGUUGGCCCCGUUGGCCCCCAACCCCCUCUUCUCCUUUUACCAGCUCAUCACGGUUCUCGUCCCCUCAAAUACUGGGUCUGCCUCGUACAUAUCGUACCAUUGCUGGCACUGAAGCUGACACACUAACACCAAACCUACCACGACAUCACAACCACACACACAACCUUCCACCAUGACUCCCGAGUUCGAGGAACGCCUCAAGAAGGCCAUCGACGACCGCACCCUCCCCGCCACGGUCCUUGUUGCGCGAGACAAGUCCGGCAAGAUCGACUACACGUUCGCCCACGGCCCGACCACGCUCGAGCCCGACGCGCCCCCGAUCACCCCGACAACAAUGAUGACGAUGGCAUCCAUGACCAAGCUCAUCACGGCCACCUGCCUGCUGAAGCUGGUGGAGGGCAAGAUCCUGGAGAUCGACGAGGACGUGACCAAGUACGUGGAGACGCUGGCGCAGCAGCCGAUCCUGACGGGGUUCGACGCGGCGGGCCAGCCGACGUACAAGAAGCGGGAGACGCCCAUCACGCUGCGGCACCUGCUGACGCACAGCGCGGGCACGGGCUACAUCCUGAUGGAGGAGAAGCUGGCCAAGUGGGCGCAGGCGACGGGCCGGCCCCUUCCCGUGCCCCUGCGCCACAGCCCCCUGUCGGGCGGCAUGUCGGUCGACUCGCGGUUUGGGUACCCGCUGCUGUUCGAGCCCGGCCAGGGCUGGGUUUAUGGUAGUAGUAUGGAUUGGGCGGGCCGCCUGAUCGAGAAGCUUACGGGCGCGUUCUUUGAUGACUUUGUGUAUGAGAACGUGCUCAGCCGCGUCGGCGUUCCCAAGGGCGCCAUCACCUUCCACCCGGGCCGGUUUGACGAACCCGUGUACGACAAGAUGGCCGGCAUGGCGGAGCGGAAUGCUGAGACGGGCAAGCUGGAGCACAAGGAGACGGAGUACGACGAGGACAAUGAAGGGUUUGGGGGUGAGGGGCUGUACGGCGGGGUGGGCCCGUACAUGAAGGUGCUGUACUCGAUCCUGAUGGACGAUGGCAAGAUCCUCAAGCCCGAGACGGCCAAGUGGCUGUUUGAGCCGCUUCUGCGGCCGGUAGAGAAGAAGGCGAUGAACGAGCUGAUGCAGAACCCGGACUGGGCUGUCGGGCACAUCCCCGGCGGGGUUGAGUACGACUGGAGCGCGGGCGGCCUGCUGUCGAUGAGUGGCGAAGGUCUGGGGAAGAGGAAGACCAAGUUCCUACAGUGGGGUGGCGCGUGGAACCUGUGUUGGUUCAUUGACCGCGAGGCGGGUGUGUGUGGUGCGGUUGGCACACAGGUCUUCCCGCCGAGUGAUCCCCAGGUGCGGGCGUCCAUGAAGGAGUUUGAGGACGUUGUUUACUCAAAACUAGAGCAUGCUGGAUCGUGAGGUGGGGGCAGGCGAAUAGGGAGGGAUUGGGUACCAUUAAUAGGGAAAGAGGUGGUGGUGAGUUACAACAACAUUAGGGGUAUGGGUGUGAUUCAAGAACUUGGCUGAGCUCCCGCUGUUACAAAACUUAGCUGCGAUAUCUUAGCAAGCCACGGUAUCAUGAGACAUAAACAAGGUCGCUAUGAUGACCUGUACAGUGCCCAUGAUAACGUAAAGGGAAAAGGUGGGAUAUAUCCCCCCGGGCAUAGAAGAAAGAGAGACGAAUGAGAAGACGACAAGAUGGAAAGAAGGCGGAAAGACGGACAAACAGACACAAGUUGCUACCUACCCAGUUCAGGUACCUAACCGCUGGCCUUUGAGUACAGGCAGUAAUUAAUGCCCCAUAAUGCGUG